This is a messenger RNA of Cydia splendana, 323 nucleotides long. RefSeq names its product ragulator complex protein LAMTOR5 (gene Lamtor5). Gene Ontology annotation, biological process: positive regulation of TORC1 signaling; cellular response to amino acid stimulus. The record is from RefSeq and is a predicted model, not a curated record. Gene Ontology annotation, cellular component: cytoplasm; Ragulator complex; lysosome. Gene Ontology annotation, molecular function: guanyl-nucleotide exchange factor activity. The transcript has a single exon. The coding region runs from base 51 to 323 and encodes 90 amino acids. Lineage: Eukaryota; Metazoa; Arthropoda; Insecta; Lepidoptera; Tortricidae.
UUAUUUAUUGAAUUUUAUUUGAUACCAAGGUUUGAUAAUCACCUAAAGCCAUGGAAAAAGAAUUAGAUAGAGUAAUCGAAGAGAUAAUGGCCACGCCGAACGUGAACGGUUGCCUAGUCGCGGACCACCAAGGGCUCUGUUUGGCGUCGAAGGGUGCGGCGCACGUUGACUCGGCGGGCGUAGUCGUGGCGAUAUCGGAGCAGGCCUGCAAGAUACAGCCCAACCUGAAGCCGCCGACCGUCUGUCUGGAGACCGACACCAAACAGUGCCUCAUACAGCGGCACGGGACGAUCACGGGAGCCAUUUUCAAGCAAAAGGCUUAG